Lathyrus oleraceus (garden pea) is the source of this 2376-nucleotide messenger RNA. RefSeq lists its product as uncharacterized. Bases 1 to 2376 code for a protein of 791 amino acids. The record is from RefSeq and is a predicted model, not a curated record. NCBI's taxonomy places the organism in Eukaryota, Viridiplantae, Streptophyta, Magnoliopsida, Fabales, Fabaceae. The transcript is spliced from 5 exons.
AUGGAAGCUUUGGCGGAUGCUCAAAAUCAACCUCCACCUACUCCUCCGACUCCAUUUUGGAGGACCGUGAUUUCCGAGAUUGUCUCUACGCCCGUCUCUGCGGCUCCCAUCAGUGCUCCGCGACACCACAUGCCUUCUGGUUUUCCUUGGGGCAUGCCUCCCAACUUUAUGCCUGAGGGGUGCCAACCUGAAGUUCUAGUGACUCAACCUGUGAUGUUUGUACCACCUCUCGUGGUUCAUGUUGUUCUGUAUGUUGAAGAACCUAUUUUUCACGCUGACCAAGGUGAGACUGUUGGUGUCUAUGAGAGAACAGACGAGUUCAAAGAUCAAUUUCAGGCUAUGCAGAAAGAGAUUCAAUCUUUAAGAGGAAAAGAUCUAUUUGGGAAGAAUGCUCGUGAUAUGUGUUUGGUCCCUAAUGUGAAGAUUCUGCAUAAGUUCAAGGUUCCAGAUUUUAAAAAUUACAAAGGCAACUCUUUUCCUUUUAGUCAUUUGGUGAUGUAUGCUCGUAAGAUAUCGACUCGGACUGACAAUCAUCAAUUGUUGAUCCACUACUUUCAAGACCAUUUAACUAGAGUUGCUCUGAAAUGGUAUAUGGGGCUCGACAAUACUCAAAUCCGAACAUUCAAGGACCUAGGUGAGGCUUUUGUCCUCCAGUACAAAUACAAUGUUGACAUGGCACCGAACAAGGAUCAACUUCGUGCUAUGUCCCGCAAAGACAAAGAGACCUUCAAGGAGUACACGCAGAGAUGGUGCGAGAUUGCUGCACAGGAAGAAGGUAUCCGUGAAGGACGGUUGAAAGAAGGUAGUUCAUCUGAUGGUUCCAGAAAUUAUGGGAAUGGUUUAACUAAGAAGAAGGAACACGAUGCAAACUCUAUCUCGCAAGAGAGACGAAGAAGGCUUCCGAGGAACAGUCAAUGUCAUCAGCACAUGGUGUCUGUAACCCCAAUAAUCAAUGUUGCUCCAGUGGCUCAAGCAGAACCGAGUUAUCAAUCGUGUUCCCAACAAUGCGCGAAUCAACAGAAUGAUACCCAAAGGCAUGUACAGUUUGACCCAAUUCCAAUGACUUAUGCAGAGUUGUUUCCUACUUUAAUUCAGAAAAAUUUGGUGCAAACGAGGACUCCACCAGUUGUUCCAAAAGAGCUUAUGUGGUGGUAUAAACCUGAAAAACAUUGUGCAUUUCACCAAGGAACACCUGGGCAAGAUAUUGAGAAUUGUUUCACCUUGAAAGUUGAGGUAAGAAGGUUAAUGCAAAUUGGUAUCUUGUCAUUUGAAGAUUCCAAUCCCAAUGUACAAGUUAAUCCACUGCCCGAGCAUGGAAAUGCAACUGUAAAUAUGGUCGAAGGAUGUCCUAGGAAGUAUCGAGUUUUUGAUAUCAAUUUAAUCAGAAGAUCCUUGGUUGAAAUGCAUGCUACUUUAUGUGAAUUGAGUUAUUAUGAGCAUGACCAUGCUUCUUGCCAAGUUUGUUCCAAAGAUCCCUCAGGAUGUGUUAUUGUUAAAAGAGACUUGCAAGAGCUAUUGGAUCAGAAUCUUAUUCAGAAGACUGCUAUUUCUCCAUUGGUUAUUCAUUUGGCGGGUGCAACUCCUUACGAGUCUGAUAAAGUUGUGCCUUACAAGUAUAAUGCUACUAUGGUAAAAAGACGUGGUGUGACCCGAAGUGGUCGGGUAUUUACUGUUGCAGCUCCUAAGAGGACUGUAGAUGUAGUGAUAGAGAAAUCAAGUCAAGAGAGAUUCAUGUUUGUACAAGUCGGACAAUCUAGUAUUGCAAAUCAGAAUGUUGAUCAAGAUGAAGUACUGAAAUUGAUUAAGAAGAGUGAUUUCAAUAUGGUGGAUCAGUUGUUGCAUACUUCGUCCAAGACAUAUGUGUUAUCCCUACUAAUGAGUUCGGAAGCACACCGAGAAGCUUUGCAGAAGGUCCUUGAGAAAGCCUAUAUGGACUAUGACAUGAUAAUUGAUCAAUUAAAUGGCAUUGUGGCUAAUAUUAUUGUAUGUAACAAUUUGAGCUUCAGUGAUGAAGAACUGCCCGAGCAGGGGAGGAAUCACAAUUUGGCCUUACAUAUCUCUAUGAAUUGUCAAGAAGAUGCCCUAUCCAAUAUGUUGGUGGAUAUUGGAUCCUCUUUGAAUGUUUUGCCCAAGUCUACUCUGUCUAAACUUGCUUACCAAGGUGCUCCGAUGAGAUUUAGUGGAGUUGUUCUAAAAGCCUUCGAUGGAGCGUCGUUUCAAUCUCUUUAUGUUGACAAUAUUAUUGUUAAGAAGAAGGGUAAAUCCAUGUCAUCCUUGAAAGACGCCCAGUCUAUGGUAGAGAAUGGUCAAUCUGUGAAGUGGGGACAGAUUGUUGAGCUUGCUGAAAACAAUAACAGAGCUGGUUUGGGUUUUUAA